This is a messenger RNA of Cyclopterus lumpus (lumpfish), 3085 nucleotides long. RefSeq names its product homeobox-containing protein 1-like. Lineage: Eukaryota; Metazoa; Chordata; Actinopteri; Perciformes; Cyclopteridae. The transcript is spliced from 10 exons. The record is from RefSeq and is a predicted model, not a curated record. Gene Ontology annotation, cellular component: nucleus. The coding region runs from base 512 to 2041 and encodes 509 amino acids. Gene Ontology annotation, biological process: positive regulation of DNA-templated transcription. Gene Ontology annotation, molecular function: double-stranded telomeric DNA binding.
UGUGUGUAGUUUAUGUAAAUGUGUACACUGAAAUAUGUGUAACAGGAAAAGGAAUUUAGAAAAAGGAACAAACAAUAAGUAAUACGUGUCGGUUAUGUGCACAUUGUACCCGCUGUGACUCCGAAGCGGGCUCCAUAAACGUCAUAUUUAACACGUCGGGAACCUCCCCGUUGUCAUCGGGGCUGAAGCCACAACUCGCCGGCUGUGUCAACACGAAACCGACGAAACGCCGCGUGCACCGAACGCCUCGGCCAGGUGUACCUAACAAACUGGCACCGCGUACAGUAAGUUCUGUAAACUGCGACUCCCGUCGUUCAUUGCGUCAUUGUGUCAACAUGGCGCCUGUCUGCCGGACAAAAGGCGAAUCUGUCUGACGGAGGAUUGAAACCCAAUUAGAGGCAGAGGAGACAUUUUGGGAAAACUGUCAGUGUCCGUGUGUCCCGGCGGCCCGAGGCACGAGCUAUAUGGUCAAACGCACGUCUGCGGGGGCUCUUGGACUGGAAUAUUAAGGAUGUUCCAGCCGUGCGAGGAGCCUCGUUUCACCAUCGAGCAGAUCGACCUCCUGCAGAGGCUAAGGAGGACCGGCAUCACACAGACGGAGGUCCUCCAUGCCCUGGACACGCUGGAGCACCUGGACCGCAAACAUGGACACAAGUUGUACCAUAAACCUCCCUACAUGCCUCCUUCCUCAUCCUUGUCUUCCUCCAGCGCCGGCGUCGCCUCCUCCUCCAUGACUUCCACCGCCACCCAGACAAGUUUCCCAAACAACCGACUCUCGCUGUCGCCCAGCAACCACUUCGACACCGCCUCCCCGCCUCUGCCCAUCCCAGUGGCCUCGCCGGUCACCAUGGCAGCGGUGGUCCAGAACGGCCUGGUUGCCGUCACCAACGGGAAGCUGUCGCCGCCCCGGUUCCCUCUCGGCGUGGCGGCGCCGGUCUACGGGUUUGAGACCAGUGAAGAGGACAUCGAUGUUGAUGACAAGGUGGAGGACUUGAUGAGGAGGGACAGUGCUAUGAUCAAAGAGGAGAUUAAGUCCUUCCUGGCAAACAGGCGGAUCUCCCAGGCCGUGGUCGCUCAGGUAACGGGGAUCAGUCAGAGCCGGAUCUCCCACUGGCUCCUGCAGCAGGGAUCCGACCUCAGCGAGCAGAAGAAACGGGCCUUCUUUCGCUGGUACCAGCUGGAAAAGACCAACCCCGGUGCCACUCUGGCCAUGCGAGUCGCCCCAGUGGCCCUGGAGGACGUGAUGGACUGGCAGCAAGCCCCGCCUCCGUUCGGCUCGGCCCCCGGGGGCUUCCGUCUGCGGCGCGGGAGCAGGUUUACCUGGAGGAAGGAGUGCCUGGCUGUUAUGGAGAGCUACUUCAUUGACCACCAAUACCCCGAUGAAGCAAAGAGAGAGGAGAUUGCCACCGCCUGCAACGCCGUCAUUCAGAAACCAGGAAAGAAGCUGUCUGAUUUGGAGAGGGUUACAUCUCUGAAGGUCUACAACUGGUUUGCCAACCGCCGCAAAGACAUCAAGAGGCGCGCCAACAUUGAAGCAGCCAUCUUGGAGAGCCACGGCAUCGAGGUUCAGAGUCCAGGCGGUCAGUCCAACAGCGACGAGGUGGACGGCAACGACUUCCCAGACCAGGGCUGCGAGGUGUCCUUAUUUGACAAGAGAGCUUCAGCCAAGCAGUUUGGUUUCAGUCGAGCUGACCUGUCCUCUCCAACCCAGGUACCCACACUGCUCCCCAGCUGGUUUUCUGUCCUGAGCAGAGGGGGCUUGUCUGGACAGAGGGGCACCUCCCUGAUUGGCCGCUCCCUCGUGUCAGGGGCGGGCCCUCAGGCGGAAGGUUCCAGAUUGACAGGCGUGUCCUGGUCUCCCCCGUCGCCCUCCCUCCAGGACGAACCCACCAUUCACAGCGCGCUGUCCGAGCCCCAGGACCCAAUCGGUUUGGAGAAGGCGGCUGUCAAUCACGUCAGCCACGCCCAGGCCAAUCAGGUGGACGGGGCGGGGUGCAGUAUCGGGAAUGACAUCAAGACGGAAACGCUGGAGGACGACUGAAAUGGGCGGCGGACAUUGGAGUUGUCAGAGCAAUGAAUGGAGCAGGAUCUGAGGUGUGUUAAUAUGCAAGCAGAUUUUAUAGGAAUGUAAUGAGUGAAAAACAAAAAAAUGAAAGACCAAAAGUCGUGUAAAGUCCAACCCUGAGAUACCUCCCAACCCUACCUCCAACCACCAACCUGCUCUGCUACACUCUUAUAGGAAUUACUAGUAUGUUAUAAUAAUAAAAGUGCUCCCUAGCAGACUAUGGAAGACAACAAAAAAUGCCCUAAUCAAACCAAGAAAGGGAAAUCACAUUCUCUAAUCAUGACCCAUGAAGGGAAGGACACACGGCCACGUGCAGCGUCGUUCCCUUUAUUUCUUUGUCGAUUUUGUUUUCGGCAUUUUAAAUCUUCCGUAGAGACUCGAUGCAUUGCGCAGGUUUCUCUGGAAGCUGCAUCUUUCACCGCAGGACAACACUGUAUUUGACACGGGGCGCACUGUGAUCACAACACAACUGAACAGCCUCAAGAGAUGAAACGUCUGAGUUUGGAAGUCGAGUUCAUUUUCAACUGGUCGUCUUCACAGUUGGUUCCAUUUCAAAAGGUUUUGCUGUUGGUUCCUUCCAGUGUGAAAGACGACAGAGUGAAUACGCUCAGUUUCUUCGAGGGUCACGGCGCGUUGGUAAUAUCCUUCUGUGGGCCUAUGAAAAAAGUAGAAAACAGAAAGAAACCGAAUGACCCACUCCUCCACCUCCUGCCCCGGUAGAAUAAGCUCAAUAUAUGGAAACAAAGAAAGGAAUACCUGAAUGUAUAAUAUUUAAAUUUUUUAUUUAACAACGAUCUAUCUGAAAUUGAGUGGUUAAAUUCCUUGUAAGUAUUUUAAGUUCUCCAAAAAAAAAACAUAUUUCUGUUUAGAAAAUGAAGGAAGUUGAGAAACUUGAAUUUAGCUAUUUUGAUCUUCAGACUUUCUUUCUUCUUUUUCUAAUUGCACAACUUGAAAUUUAAAGAGUUUUAACCACAUAAAUAGGUAGUUAUCUUAAUAAAAAUAGUAUAAACAGACUAUAAA